AUGACAGAGCUUCCGAAGCCCGCAGCACCCAAGCGGGAGCGGAAGACUCGAAGAACCCAUAAAAAUUCGCGAGACGGUUGUCCUAACUGUCGAUCCAAGCGUAUAAAAUGUACUGAAGAGCUACCUAGUUGUGGAAACUGUCUUAAGAAAGGUUAUAGGUGUGGUUACUUGGAGUUUCCGCCUGAAAAAUUGGAGAUAAUACGCAAGAAGAACGAAAUAAAACACUCAAAGACAGAGGACUCCGACUUCAUGACGUCUACGCCUCUGCAAACCAACUUGAGCGAAGGUGGUGUUGGACUGGCUAAAUCAGAAGGUUCAAUUGUGGACACAUGGACCGGACAACCAAAGAAACAUAGAGCAUCAAUUACAAUUCGUCGAAGAAAAUCAUCCCCUGGACUUUCGGUUCCCAAUAUGUCCAGUUUACGAAGCGAUACUUACCAAAAAACAUUGAAGGUUAUGACAGAAGGAAGCAAGUCUCCUUCUUCAGCAGCCAAAAGGAACAAAGAAAACGACUUCAUGUUCCACUGGGGUGUAAAUCAUACACGGAGUCCGAAACCAGUGUCGAAGGAAGAAUUAUUUUACGGAACAAGUGAAUACAUCGAGCACCUAUUCAGAUCACCUCAAGUGGACGAGUUCUCACCAACAUUAACAGGUAGCAACCUGCAAACACCGGCAAAUAUUGAUCAUGCCGAGAGUCUUGGACAUGUUGACCCAAACCACGUUAAGAACGAGCACGACCUCAAUGGGCUACAUUUGCAAGCACCACCUAUUUCAUCAAUGGACAUUCUGCUACGAUCGAAGAUGCUUCCCAGCUCCAAAAUUGUCCAUAGAACAUUCUUAAAGCAGAAGUUGCCUCCACAUCUUCAGAAUAUGAAGCUUGAACAUACCCUAAAAAUGGUUAGGGAUGGAAACUUUCACCUUAAGGCCGUGACAAACCAUGUCCCUCAAGCAACUAUCAGUCCCGUCUGGUCAGAACAGCAGGGACAAAAUUUCUGGGUGAUUGUAUUAAAACAGGCCAUGGUUCUUGACUUGUACUUCAAGUAUUUCAUUGAUAAGUCGGUGAACAUCUUAAUGCGGGCAUCGGAGGCUGUUGUUAAUGGAGAUAUAGAUGUUUCGGUACUGCCAGCAACGACUUCGGGGAGCUCGUCGCCUUCGGACUCCCCUUCUCCUGAGCUAAAAUUCUUUUACACAAAGGAAGACCUUCAUUUGCUCACUUGCAAAUCGUAUGUAACUUAUGGGCGACUUGUACGUGAGUUACGUGAAUCGAUCAAUAAGUACCAUAACGAGUACCCUGCGAAGAUAUCCCUUUACUGGGCCUGGGCCUGCUAUAUCAAUUUGGAUGCCGACUUCAACACCUUUUGCAUCAUGAUUCGUGGCACUUUGUUGCUUAUUCACAAUGUGAUUAUGGAGGCACAGUCGUUGGCAGAAGUGUCGUCUGUUAUAAGGCAAGAGAUCAUGUUGAUUAACGAUUUCGUCCAUGCAGCAAAAUUUCCCGAUUAUCUGUUUGAUGUUAUUCUUGAUCUAGCAGCCAACUUUCGGACCUAUCAGCAACUUGUCGGAGGUUUCAUUUCCAGGUACGAGAAUGGAGAGACGUUCAAUGACGAUUUAACGAAAGUUUUGAGAGACCCUCUUUUCCGCCACGAGUGCCACGAACUUGAUAAAUUCAUUACUAGUUGUCAGACCCACUACUAUCCGAAGUUCGCCGGGAUCAACAACUACUACAAAGAGCGCAAGAAUUUGCCCCAAGACACGAAUGCUUUCUUCGUGUCUCCUAAGCUUGUUUUCGAAAUGGCGUAUGACUGGUUUAGGAUUUAUCCUGGAGAUAAAAUGUCGCUGAACUCUGAAAAUGAUCCUUUGAAAAGGACACUCUACUUCUUUUACCACGCCUUAGCAAAGAGUUUAGCACACGUCUUUUCUCUGUUCAAAAGCUUGCUGUUUGUGGAUGUCUGCAACAUUAUGUUCACCAAAGUUGGAAUGCCCCUUUCGGACUUUGACCCUCAUGGUCGGCCCCUAUACGCCCCCUUCGAGCCUUUGGCGAGGGGACUUAUUAAAACAAUUAAGUUUUUUGAAAACAGACUGAGACUCUACUGCUACCACUUGGAAAACAGUGACAUUCUCCAAAAUGAAUUCGUCAACGCAGUCGAUGACGAGCCUCCUACUAAUUGGUCACACAGAGAUAUCGUUCAUCUCGUUUCACCUAAGGUUGCUGUUCUGGAACACCAGUUGAGCAGUGUGAGCACACAGAUCGUAUCUGCCGAAAACUAUGCAUUUUUCCCGAGGAUCCUCAAUGAUGAAGUAAGUUCCAUUCUCAUACGGACGGAAACAGAACGACAAAUGUAUGCGCUCAAGAAUGAGCCUUACCAAUUCGACUGGCAAUUGGGGUUGCUGAACCAUGAUUUCAAUCCAACGUCGGUUAUCUCUCGGUUCGUUAACACACGCAACCACGAACUUCACACGCAGCCAUCACCGAGUCUUGAGGUUAUCAGAGCCCAGAUAAACGAGUUGAUAAGAAGCAGAGACGAAAUCCUGAAGGCAUCAGAGCGAACAUAA
This is a messenger RNA of Sungouiella intermedia, 2550 nucleotides long. Lineage: Eukaryota; Fungi; Ascomycota; Pichiomycetes; Serinales; Metschnikowiaceae. The record is from the annotation of a GenBank genome assembly.